Lepisosteus oculatus (spotted gar) is the source of this 2538-nucleotide messenger RNA. RefSeq names its product extracellular calcium-sensing receptor-like. Gene Ontology annotation, molecular function: G protein-coupled receptor activity. NCBI's taxonomy places the organism in Eukaryota, Metazoa, Chordata, Actinopteri, Semionotiformes, Lepisosteidae. Gene Ontology annotation, cellular component: plasma membrane. Gene Ontology annotation, biological process: G protein-coupled receptor signaling pathway. The record is from RefSeq and is a predicted model, not a curated record.
AUGCAUCAGCCCAUCUGCAAGGUUCAAGGUCAAUUUGAUUUGAAUGGGCUGUAUAAAAAUGGAGAUAUCCUUUUUGGAGGAAUAUUUGAAGCACAUAUAAGAGUAACCUUCCCAGAACUGCAUUUCACUUCGAAACCAGAGCAGCUGAGAUGUGGAAGAUAUUCUUUGCCCGUUUUUCAAGAGGCACAGACCAUGGCUUUUGCUAUUGAGGAAAUAAACAGAGACCCUGCUCUUCUCCCUAACAUCACACUGGGAUACAGGCUGUAUGACAACUGUGUGAACCUGGCAGUGGCUCUUCAGGCUGCAACAGCUCUGAUCAGCGGAGAGGAUGAUUCUGUCACUGACUACAGCUGUACAGGGACUCCCCCUGUCUUAGCCAUUGUUGGGGACCCUAGUUCUACACAUUCUAUUGCCAUAUCAAGAAUACUGGGCCUCUUCAGGGUCCCGAUGGUCAGCUAUUAUGCUACUUGUUCUUGCCUGAGCAACAGAAAAGAGUUCCCUUCAUUCUUCAGGACAAUUCCAAGUGAUGCCUUUCAAGUCAAAGCCAUGGUUCAAAUCCUCAGGCACUAUGGAUGGACCUGGGUUGGUGUCAUAGCAAGUGAUGAUGACUAUGGUCAGAGUGCUAUCAAGAGCUUUAUUGAGGAGGUAAAUAAGUUUGGCUGUAUAGGUUUCUCAGAAACCCUCCCUAGAGUGCAUUCAAAGCCUAGAGUACUUCAAAUCAUGCAGAUUAUUAAACGGUCCUCAGUGAGGGUUAUUGUCGUAUUCUCCACAGGAGCAUAUUUUGUUCCUUUAGUUGAAGAGAUUGUUUUCCAGAACAUAACUAACAGGCAGUGGAUUGCAAGUGAAGGCUGGAGUGGCUCCGCUGUAAUACGCAGUGAGGAAAACUUCCACUCAUUUGGAGGGACAAUGGGAAUUGCUAUCCACAGGGGAGAAAUCCCAGGGCUUAAAGAAUUUCUCCUUCAGGUUCACCCAGUGUCUGACCCCAAAAAUAAUUUUGUCAACUUGUUUUGGGAAAGCUUGUUUGACUGUAAAUUUGUGAAUUUAAAAAAUCUUAAUUCAUCUAACAAUGGGAGCAAAAUCUGCACAGGAUAUGAAGACAUUGACAGUACAGAGACUUCAUACAGUGAUGUUUCAGAUCUUAGGGGAUCCUACAACGUGUAUAAAGCAGUGUACGCCUUGGCACACUCCCUGCACAACCUGAUGUCCUGUGAGCCUGGAAAAGGGCCCUUUCAGAAUAACUCCUGUGCAGACGUCACAACUGUGCAGCCCUGGCAGCUGCUGCACUACCUGGCGAGAGUGAACUUCACGACUCACUAUGGAGACAGGGUGUCCUUCGAUGAGAACGGAGAUGCUCUUGCAAUCUAUGAUGUGAUCAACUGGCAGAGGGCCGAUGACGGGUCUGUGAAAACAGUAACAAUCGGUCUGUAUGAUGAAUCAGCUCCUGCUGGACAACAGCUCACUCUGAAUGAGGACAAAAUCUUCUGGAACUUUGAACACAACAGCCCCCCCAGGUCUGUGUGCAGUGAAAGCUGUCAGCCUGGCACCAGGAAGGCAACCAGGAAAGGGGAGCCCCUCUGCUGUUUCGACUGUGUGCCUUGUGCAGAGGGAGAGAUCAGCAACCACACAGAUUCCACUGAGUGUUUCAGAUGUCCACCGGAUUACUGGUCAAACCCAAGCAGAGACCAGUGUGUGCUGAAGGAAAUCGAGUUUCUGUCAUAUGAGGAAAUAAUGGGAAUCUCCUUAACAACAGUCUCAGUGUUUGGGGCAUUUAUUUCAGCUGGAGUUUUAUCUGUGUUCAUUUACUACAGGAACACUCCGGUUGUAAGAGCCAACAAUUCUGAACUGAGCUUCCUGCUGCUGCUUUCUCUAAUACUCUGCUUCCUCUGCUCAUUGCUGUUUAUUGGUCAGCCACUACACCUCACCUGUAUGCUGAGACAUGUUGUGUUUGGAAUCAGUUUUGUUUUGUGCAUAUCUUGCAUUCUUGUGAAAACCAUUGUUGUCAUCAUGGCCUUCAGAGCCACACUGCCAGACAAUAAUGUUAUGAAGUGGUUUGGUGCUGCACAACAGAGAGGCACUGUUUUUGUCUUUACUGUAAUCCAGGCUCUGAUCUGUAUCAUAUGGCUGAGUACAGCAUCCCCUGUGCCUUUUAAAAACACACAGUAUCAAAACUCAAAAAUCAUUUUUCAGUGUAACGUCGGAUCAAUAACUGGAUUUAGUUGCCUGCUGGGGUACAUAGGCUUGCUAGCCAGUGUCUGCUUUCUGCUGGCUUUCCUUGCAAGGAACCUGCCUGACAACUUCAAUGAAGCCAAGUUCAUCACUUUCAGCAUGCUCAUCUUCUGUGCAGUUUGGAUCGCUUUCAUACCAGCUUAUGUCAGCUCUCCUGGGAAAUACUCGGACGCUGUGGAGAUUUUUGCCAUCUUGGCUUCAAGCUUUGGUCUCCUCACUGCAAUAUUUGCACCAAAAUGUUACAUCAUUCUGCUUUGUCCAGAGAAAAAUACAAAGAAAGCUCUUAUGCGCAGAGCAGCUCUUAGUAAGUAA